Symbiodinium sp. CCMP2592 is the source of this 480-nucleotide messenger RNA. The record is from the annotation of a GenBank genome assembly. NCBI's taxonomy places the organism in Eukaryota, Dinophyceae, Suessiales, Symbiodiniaceae.
AUGGCAGGGAUCUGGAUCCUGGAACUGAGGGUCACCGAAGAUGCAUCGUCUCAAUUCGAGCACCGAGCGUAUCCCGGCAAUCGGUUCCUCGGACAUCGACUGAUUCUAGAGCCGCGGCGAUCCCGAAGCCAAGCAGAGAAAGGCAACGACAACAAGGGAAACGAGACACCCCCGAGCUUCCCUGUGCAGUUGGAGCAGCUUCAUUCGGACUCUGCUGGCCGUACCUCCGACCACGAGAGGUCGGUGGAACAGCUUACAGCCGACUACCAGAAGCAGAUUGCUGAGCUUGAGGAGAGGCGCGACAUCGAGGAGCGGCAGAAGCACGAGCUCGCGCUGAAUCUCCGCAGCGUGGAGGAGAGGAGCCGCAGCGAACUCGCACAGCUCGAGGCGCAAAAGACGCAGCUCGAGCUGCAAAGUGGAGCGAUGCAGGUGCCACCGAUCCCGAUCCACAUCGCCAGACGUGUUUUGGAGAUGUGGUAG